Molecule: messenger RNA, 1342 nt
Organism: Xenia sp. Carnegie-2017
Lineage: Eukaryota; Metazoa; Cnidaria; Anthozoa; Malacalcyonacea; Xeniidae
Exons: 6
Coding region: 1-1245 (414 amino acids)
Source: RefSeq, a predicted model, not a curated record
AUGUCUUCAAAAAAACAGGUCAAACUCAGUCCUAGAAGGCUCGACGGUUUUGGUCUUACAGAUGGUGAGGCUAUUGAAAGGCUCUGGGCUUACCUUCGUGGGUUCUCUGCAAUUACUAAGGAGAUGUCUGCCAGUAGAAGAGUAGAUCUUUUGACAGACGCGCUUCUUCACUUAUCUCGAAGAAAUUUUAGCAAUGCAGUGACGUACGAUCCUGAAAUUGUUUGUCAGUGGGAGGCCAGAGAGAAGGAAAUUAUGUCAAGAGUCUACCCAGAACAUAAAGAAACCACGGAGAACUGGAAAGUGACGUACGUUCAAAAGCUACUGCAUUUUAAACAACUAAGUGCUACAUCAUUCGGAUGUUUUGAAGAAAACCAGGAGAUAAAAUCUGAAGAUUACUCAAUUCAUCAGAUGUCGAAAAAACUAUACCAGUAUAUUUUAAAAGAUAUUGAACGAAAGCAUUCUAUAAAAGAAAUAUGGAAACCUGGUCAUCCUAAUUUUGACGUCGUUGCAUUGCAAGUCAUACAAGGAAAACGAACAGAUACUAUCGGAGCUUUACAUAGACUUUCCAUAGAAAGGCAUUUGUUAAUAACAUUGAGAAAGAAGUAUGCAGAUGGUCAGAAAAUUGCCACUCGCUUGUCCAGGCAAAUCACCAAGAUCACGAACAAGAUGAAAUUAACAAUUGAGAAACACAAUGCUGCCAUUGAUUCUCUUCGUGAUUUUAUAAACAGUUUAACCGAUCGUCUGACAUUUGACAAAGCGAAAGAUCCUACAUCAGACCUUUAUGAGGGAUUUGAGUCUGGUGAGGAUGACAUUCUAGGGGAAGCCUCGGUCCCAGUAUACACAAAGAGGAAGGCUAUUGAAAUGUACUUAAUCCUAAAACGAUGUGACGAGGAAGAGAAACUUUUAAACUUGGAAAUAGAAAGGCUUCUAUUGUAUUACACCAAUCUUAGCUCAAAAAUUGAUGAAGCACUUGCCGAUAUUGGUGAUUUGAGUAGCGAUGAAUUCAUGCUUGGUUCAAAGCAUGAACUGAUAAGAUUUAAAACCAAAUUGCGGAAUGAGUUGUUCAGCUUGAAGAAAAGUUUUGAGCUUCCACUUGGAGAAACGUUUCUUCUCCAUGCUGAGAUUGUCAACUUAACCAAUGAUGUCAACAUUCCCAAUGAAUCUGAAAGCUCACCGUAUGAGGAAUCCGAUACUGAAGAUGAAAACAUCGGAGAGCUCUCAGAAGUGGACAGUGACAUUGAAUAGACGACAUAGCUACUAUUCGUAAACUAAUAGCUACUUUUUAUGUACUUAUUAUGUAAUUUAGUUGUUCACGUAUCUAGUAUAACUGAUAUCACGCAAA